AUUUUCAAACAUGCCGAUCGACCUGUAUUACAUGGACGCUAGCGCCCCUUGCCGUUCCGUUAUGAUGACCGCCAAAAUGGUAGGCGUCGAGCUGAACCUGAAGCCUCUCAAUUUGUUGACUGGAGAGCAUAUGAAACCCGAAUUUCUCGCCAUUAACCCGCAACAUAACAUUCCGACCAUCGACGAUGAUGGCUUCUACUUGAAUGAGAGUAAAGCUAUUAUCGCCUACCUUGUCAACCGCUACGCGAAGGAUGAUACCCUCUGCCCGAAGGAUCCUAAAUUCCGUGCUUUGGUCGACCAGCGUCUUUAUUUUGACAUGGGCGUCUUGUAUCGUCGUUUCGGCGAGCUCUAUUAUCCAGUCAUAAUGAGCGGUGCUACCAAACUGAGCGAGAAGACCAAAAAGGAACUCUCUGAGGCGAUUGAUUUCUUGGAAGGCUUUCUGGGUAGCAACAAAUAUGCGGCAGGUGAUCAUCUAACUAUUGCCGACAUUGUGUUAGUUUCUACCGUGUCCACUAUUCAGGUAGUAGACAAGACUCACCUUGAAAAUCAUCCAAAGAUUUUAGCCUGGCUAGAAAAAUGCAAAUCUGAAAUUGUUGAUUACGAAGAAUGUAAUCAAAAAGGUGCUGAAAUGUUCGGUCAAUGGGCCAAUUCCUCUCUGUCCAAAUUGGAGUCAGCAUAAUCUCCAUCUUGACAUUAUUCAGCAUGUCAAUGCCUUUUUUUCCUGUUCAAAUUAAGAAUUUCACUUGAAAUUUUUAAAUUCUUUAUGUACGAAAAUAUGUUUUACCUGCAAAUGAUGAAACAUCACGUUAACAAUAUAUCGUAUUAUGAGCUA
Molecule: messenger RNA, 832 nt
Organism: Daphnia carinata
Lineage: Eukaryota; Metazoa; Arthropoda; Branchiopoda; Diplostraca; Daphniidae
Product: glutathione S-transferase 1-like
Exons: 3
Coding region: 11-679 (222 amino acids)
Biological process (GO): glutathione metabolic process
Molecular function (GO): glutathione transferase activity
Source: RefSeq, a predicted model, not a curated record